AAUGGAUGCUUUUCAAGGUUACUAUUGAACAUUUGAAAUAGGAAACACUUUGAUAAUUGUUUUCAGCUAUCGCGCAGUACAUUGGGCUUUUGCACCAAUGUCAUGCCUUAGUUCCUCUUAUGACUGCAGCUGUUGCAACUGCAACACCUGUUUGUUCUCAGAUAUCAUCAGGAUAGGCGAUUGUAUCCUGAACUCAUGGUGCACAAACGAGGUUAUAAGGUUCUUAAUCAGUUUAAUCGAUAAACCACAUUUAAACAUAUUGGGAGAUGAUAUAUGUAAAACUAUAGAUCUAAACAGGUCAAAAGAUAUUUUCUACUCCAGUAUGAGGCUAUAUGGUUGCACCAGUCAAUACUUAACUCUCGAUACACAAAAGCUGCUUUCUCCUGAAACCAUGAAUGAUGUUGAGAAAUAUGUUGCAGAAGCUCUGUCGUAUAUUUCACCUAUGUAUCGCAAACUGUUUGUUUUACACAUGCUGUUUGGAAGUCCCGAUAGCGUAUCCCAUGCUGUCUAUUCGGAAUUACGGAAGAAGUUCUUCGGGGAAAGUACAAUUCUGAAUGAAGUUCACUCCAAAUUACAUAUACCAUGGAAUAUAAGUUCAAAGAUACAAGCAUUCGUCAAAAAACCCGACAAAAAGCUUUCCAAAAGAAAUGAAAUGUCUUCAAAUGAACUGAAAAGCACGACAUCGCUAUUUCGAGUGGAUCCAAAGUUUUUGAGAUUUUCACUGGUACCAGUUCCAGUAUGUCCAAUUCAAAUGAAAAAUCCCUUGCGAAAUGAAUCACUGACUGAGAAACAAGACUUGGCUUCUAGAGGACUGGAGAUCAGUAAUAACAAUUCUGUCGAAAAUCCUAACGAAUUACAUGAAUGGGAUAGUUUAAUACAAAAAUCAUGGGAGUCAGUAUCGAGUAAAAUACGUCAAGCAUAUUCUAAAAUCAAAAUACGUUAUGUUUUAAUGCGUGAAAGGAAUAUUUACUGUGGACCAUUUAGCAUUUAUGUGUUAUUAGAAAGACAUCCGAACAGUCCAUUGUGCAAAAGGCGAGUGAUACAUGCAGAUAAUAAAAAUCCUUGGUUAGCUCAUUGUGAAGGGAGUGCUCAACAGCGAACUAUUAAAUUCUUAGAUAUUUCAAUCAAAUCAUUCCAUGAAGAUCAGUCAACUAAGUCUACGACAAAAUGCAAAAAUAAUAAUACUCAUCAGUACAUUGAGACGUCAGAUUUUAUGGCACAUCUUAAUCGUGUUUGGUUAACUGGACACGCUGGAAGUGUACGCACCCUAUGGUUAGAUACUCAACUCCAGUUGUUACUCUCCGGGAGUUAUGAUACAAGUAUACGUUUAUGGAAUUUAUCAGAGACAAGUUAUCAACAACAACAACAAGGUGGGCAUUCUAAUAUGCCUAUGCAGAAUCCAGUAAGUUUUAGAAAUAGUCGAUCAAAGUGUAUACGGAUAUUUCGUGGUCAUACAGACACUGUAUUGUGUAUAUGGUUAGAUCAAAGCAAAUUAUGGCCUAAAACAAAUUUAUUUAUAACAAAGUCAAAACGACCGCAUACCUGCUACAAUUCAAUCAAGUAUAAUGAUGAAAGCAAAAAUGGCAAUAAAUGCUUGAAAAAGAAUGAAAUUCAAGGUACAUAUCAAUUUGCAAGUGGUUCAGUGGAUUGUACAUGCUGUGUAUGGCGAUUAGAUGAACGUAAACCGAUAUGGACAAUGAAACAUGCUAGUGCAGUUACGGCCGUUGGUUUAAGAGGAUUUAUAUGCACAACUGGUGAACGUAAUGGACGUGUCAAUGUCUGGAGAAUAGGCAUUAAUAAACCAACUUUAUUGAAGACACUAAAUGAUCAUACUGAGUGUAUUACAGCCCUAAGAUUUGAUAAUUAUCAUUUGGUGACAUCAUCGAAAGAUAAAUCCGUUAAAAUCUGGUCUAUUAUCGGGGAGUUCACUGACUGCUUGGGAACACUAAUGCAUACUGGUGAAGUAUUAUGUGUUGAAUUAAUUGACUUACGAAUUAUAACUGGAUGUUCAGAUGGUCGUAUACGUGUAUGGAAUUUAUUAACACAACACUGUCAAAGAAUUUUACCCGGGAAUUAUCGUCAUGAUCCAAUUAUAAGUUUAAUGCCUUUAGAAAAUCGAUUAAUUGUCAAUACACAGCAUAAUAUACUGGCGUUUAAUUUUGAUCCUGUCAAUUGGGAAUAUCAUGAAUCGGCCAGGGAUAAAGCAGAGGAAUACUGGUUGAAAGGAAUAAUGACCUGUAAUGCCAAUAAUGGUAAUAAUAAUAAUAAAGUCGUCAGAUCAUCUAGUCAACACAAUUCCCACUUUUCACAAACUAAACUGAAUUAUGCUGAGUCAAGAUACUUCAGAUCACGUCUGAUUGGUUCUGCAGAUCCAAGAUUCUUCAGACAGACAAUGGGUGUGCCGAUGAAGGAUAUAUCAAGUUUGACUUCUCAUCGAUCUUUGAGUGCUCAGUCAAGAUUGAGUAAAACAAGUACAAUAGUAUCACAGUCAUCCGAGAAGACGAAUUCAAUAUCACCACGUUUUUCACGGGAUAAAACUAAAUUGGGACAAUUCGAAUUUUUAAUUUCACCACCUAUACCAGGAACAUAUGCAGCUAAACAUAGAAUUGAAAAACGUCCCAAGUCAGCAUUUGCUGUUACUAAAGCAUUGAAACAAAUGGAACUUGAAAAAUUGACAAUUGAACAACAAUCUAAGGAAGGGAGAAAAUCAUUUUUUUCUGACCUAAAUUUAUUCAAUAAAACAAAUAAAGAAAAAUUACUAUCAUCAUCAUCAUCACCACUAGUGAACGACAAUUCUAAUGAACAGAAGAGAAAAGACAAUAAACUAAUUCAUCAUAAAAUAUUGUCUUCGACACAGUAUUGUUUCCAAUCUCCUCAAGAUAUUAAACAAUUCAAGUUGAAUUUACUAAAACAAAUUCAUAAUUUAAAAAGAAAUCAACUCAACAAUUCAAAAACUGAUCAAAAUUCUAUAAAGGAUACUUAUACGAAAUUAAAUUUAAAUCAUAAAAGUUUGGUGGUGAAAUGUAGGAAGAAUCAUGGCAACAGAGUGUUCGAUUGUAGUGAUUUUGAUAUCAGUGAUAAUGACAACAGUGCUGAUGACACCGAUAGGCUCUUAGAACAAUUAUUCGAUCUAUGUGAAUAUGAUUUUGAACAAGCGCAUAGAAAUAGUCAAAGUUUAAAGAGACUACGGCCAAAAUCAGCACCUGAAGUUAGCAUGGAAUUAAUGUCAGCAAAUGAAGCACGUUCGAUAUUCGCUCAGUCGAGUGUGAAACCGGAAGAUUUCCGUGUUAAACAUAAACAGACGAUUGAUCUUAAUUCAAUUCAAUUGCCAAAGCCUUUUGUUAACCAUGAAAUUAUAAAUCUGUUGAAGAAAAAUAGAAAGCAGACUCUGUGCACAUGAUAAGUACAAUCAAUGAAUUGUAAAAAUUUUCAUUGCAAACAAAAACAGUUGACUUUCAACAUACCAUACAGACUAUUAUCAUGGCAGCAUAGAACAAACUUUUCUUCUUCUUCUUAUUAUUAUUAUCAAUAUUGUUUAUAUAAAUGCAUACAUUUUGUUUAUCUUUACUUCUAUUUUUUGAUCAAACAUACUUAUUGCAUGAUUAUUGGGCAAUGUUAAACUAUCAUAGCCAAAAUGACACUGAACCAGGAUAACUAAUCAGAAUUCAGGCACAGAAAGUUGCACAAUCAUUGAAAAAUGCACUUAAAAACACUAUUAUUAUUAUUACUACUAUUAUUAAUAUAUGUGUAAAACUUGGGCACUAUGGUAGUAAGUAAUUCCAUAUUAGUUUGUUUAUUAGAUAUAUCACACAGUGAAACAGUAUUAUUUACUG
Molecule: messenger RNA, 3833 nt
Organism: Trichobilharzia regenti
Lineage: Eukaryota; Metazoa; Platyhelminthes; Trematoda; Strigeidida; Schistosomatidae
Source: the annotation of a GenBank genome assembly